Molecule: messenger RNA, 1101 nt
Organism: Vicia villosa (hairy vetch)
Lineage: Eukaryota; Viridiplantae; Streptophyta; Magnoliopsida; Fabales; Fabaceae
Product: putative protein FAR1-RELATED SEQUENCE 10
Exons: 2
Coding region: 1-1101 (366 amino acids)
Molecular function (GO): DNA-binding transcription factor activity, RNA polymerase II-specific
Source: RefSeq, a predicted model, not a curated record
AUGGGUGUUCCGGUUUGUUGUGUGUCUCAACCGGAUAUCCCCUUUGUGGGUGUGGAUCCUCCUUUGAUGAAAUGCGAUGUAACUCAAACAUGUGUGGAUACAACUGAUGUUUUUGUAACUGGUCAAAAAUUUGCUACAAGAGAAGAAGCGAUAAGUGGGAUUAAGGAGGUUGGCAUCAGGAAUAAAGUGACAGUUAUAAUAACUCGUUCAGAUACCAAAACAGGCAAGAGAGGAAGAAGUGAUAAAUUAGUAUUUGGUUGUGAUAGAGGUGGAAAAUACAAAAAAACAGAUAGUGAAACCCAAAGUGCUAGUAAGAGAUGUGGUUGUCCUUUCAAAAUUAGGUCAACACCGUCGAAAGAUGGUUCUGGAUGGAAGAUCGAUGUAAAAUGCGGAGUACACAACCACGGCUUACCUGAUAGAUUUGAAGGUCAUGCUUUCGUAAGUCGACUAAAUACAGAUGAUAAGCAAUAUAUUGUUGAUUUGACAAAACGCCAUGUUCCACCAAGACACAUAUUAUUAUCAUUGCAAGAGCGUGACCCGGAGAAUGUCACUCAGAUCACGCAAAUAUACAAACAUAAGAGUAAGAUACAAAAAGACAUAAGGGGUCCCAGAACAGAAAUGCAACAAUUGCUCAAGUUGGUUGAAGAAUCGGGUUAUGUUUACUGGAGUAGGAAAAAGGAUGAGUCAGAAGUUGUGAGAGAUAUUUUUUGGGCUCAUCCAGAAUCAGUGAAGCUGUUGAAUAUGUUUCCUAUUGUAUUGAUUAUGGACUGCACAUACAAGACAAACAAGUACAGACAACCGUUGUUUGAAAUAGUUGGUAUGACAUCAACUAAAUUAACAUUUGUUGUUGCAUUUGCCUAUAUGGAAUCUGAGCAGACAGAGACUUUUUGUUGGGUAUUGGAUAAGUUGAAACAGUUGUUUAUCAAGCAGGAUGAUUAUCCUCAGGUAAUCUUGACUGAUAGAGAUAUUGCUUUAAUGAAAGCCAUUGAAAUAGUAUUUCCAAAGACAACUAAUUUUCUUUGCCGAUAUCACAUCAACAAAAACGUGAAAUCAAAGUGUAAGGAACAUGUUGUGGAUGAUAUGCGAGAAAAUGUGGUUUGA